Molecule: messenger RNA, 2016 nt
Organism: Lodderomyces orthopsilosis Co 90-125
Lineage: Eukaryota; Fungi; Ascomycota; Pichiomycetes; Serinales; Debaryomycetaceae
Gene: SAS3
Product: Sas3p
Exons: 1
Coding region: 1-2016 (671 amino acids)
Biological process (GO): regulation of DNA-templated transcription
Molecular function (GO): histone acetyltransferase activity
Source: RefSeq, a predicted model, not a curated record
AUGGUACUGCAUCUACUAAAUCAACUAAAAAUCACAAACAAUCAUGUAUACUCGAAUAUCACACCAAAUGAUCUAGAGAAGCGUAGUCACCGGUUGAAGCCAGCUAGUGAUUAUUCACUCAAAAGAAUGAUUCAGAAAACUCGCGAGGUGGUACAGGAUUCGCCGAAGAAGAAAAUACGACGAAGAGUGAAUGUAAAUAAGAAUGAAGAUCACUAUUUUGUGACUAUCAAAUACAAAUCGAAAAAGAGAGAGCUACCGUACAAGGGGGUACUUGGGUACCCUGACUGUAUAAUAAAUGACACAGACCCUACAAAGGAGGAAAGAGCAAAGUUUGAAAGGUUCCGAAUCGAGGGUAUAAAGUUACGCAAUAGAGCAAACUCUGAGAACUCACAAAUUAAUAGUGGUGAAAUACCUCUCCACACGUCGAGUGAGGUGAUAAAAGAGUCGACUCCGUCAUCCGUCGCCUUGAAUAAAUCAAAAAUCAAAAAAAUAAUGUUUAGAGAUCACGAAAUAGAAACCUGGUAUAUUGCUCCAUAUCCUGAGGAAUACUCACAGUGCGAAACCUUGUACAUUUGUGAAUACUGCCUAAAGUACAUGAAUUCCCCGACUUCGUACAGGCGGCAUCAUUUAAAAAACUGUAACUUCUCAAACCAUCAUCCUCCCGGCACCGAAAUUUACCGAGAUUCAAAUGUGUCUGUAUGGGAAGUUGACGGACGGAAGAAUAUAAAUUAUUGUCAAAACAUUUGUCUUUUAGCAAAAUUAUUCUUAAACUCAAAAACGUUGUACUAUGAUGUGGAACCUUUUGUCUUCUACGUUUUAACAGAGAGGGACCCAAAUACGCCUUCAAAACAUCACUUUGUGGGCUACUUUUCAAAGGAAAAGUUGAAUAACCUGGACUACAAUGUUUCAUGUAUACUAACACUACCAAUAUACCAAAGAAAGGGAUAUGGAAAUUUACUUAUUGACUUCAGUUAUUUGCUAACACGGAAUGAGUUCAAGUUUGGGACCCCGGAAAAGCCAUUGAGUGAUUUAGGAUUGUUAAGUUAUCGAAAUUAUUGGAAAGUGACCAUUGCUUACAAGCUACGAGAACUCUAUCAGAAAUAUCGUGAUCUGGGUGGUCUCAACGUAUCGCUUAGCGUGUUGUGUAAAAUGACUGGAAUGACCCCGGCCAAUGUAGUUGUUGCAUUAGAACAACUACACGCUCUUCAUUGGAAACAAAAUGGAGAAGAAACAAAAUUUGCGAUUAUGGUAAACUGGGCCUUCGUAGAUGAGGUCAUCGCCAAAUGGGAAGCAAAAUCGUAUGCGAAGCUUGACUAUACUAAACUAUUGUGGAAGCCAAUGCUUUUUGGUCCAAGUGGUGGUAUCAAUUCUGCGCCAGCACUCUCGCAAGGCACAAAACAAAAUACUCCUCACAAUAGUAUCGCACAGGUGGCCGCGUUUUUAAAAGACGAUAUCUAUAAUCCAUAUUCUUUUGAGGAAGAGGCGUGGAAGGAAGUUGCGAUGUGUGCCGAAACCUCCAGAAAGAGAAGAGAUUUUGAAAUUGAAGAUUUUCUUGAAUGCAAGCCAUCUAACACUCAAGUCAAAAUGAAACCUAAAAGACGAUCUAGAGAGGACGUUGAAGUGGAUUUAGAGGCAGUUGCUGACAUUUUUGAAGCGGAAGAAACAUUAAAAUCUGAUGUUGAGGAAGAGUCUAGUUUUGAAGACAAUGAUUUCGAAGUGGAGGAGGAUGAAGAGGAAGAGGGAAGUGAUGAGAGUCUAGACGCUGAUGAAUCGUUACCGGUAAAUUUGUUGGAGUCUGAUUCUGACUCUGAUUCGUAUGUUGAAGAUAAAGAUAGAUAUGCGAGUCGAAUUUGUUCAAAAACAAGAUCUUCUUCUGUCAAGAGAAGGACUAUUAACGUAUUGGAGGGAGACAAUAGGCCUCGUGGUAGGGGGCGUCCCAAGGGGACUUUCAAAUUACCUAGGGUAAAGCAAUCUAUACCGAAGCCUUCUUCUAAAAGCAGUAGAUAUAGAAAAUGA